AUGUCAAGGUCAACCUGUACGGGUCUAGACCCCCUCCCGUGGAUACAGUUUGGAACGCGAUCAGGUCCCACAAUGUGAAUGUCAGGACCUUUUUAAAAAGCUCGUUUACGAACCGAGAGAAGGAAGUCGAUUCGGCAAUUAUCAUCGACUCAGUUAGCGAGGCAGCUGACGCUCAUCACACCGGCCAGCACGCUGUGUUCAUCAUUGUCUCUGGAGACAGGGAUCUCAUUGGAGCGGUUCGGAAGAUUACUGAGAGGCGCUUCGAGGUGCACGUAUGGUCGUGGAAAAACUCGCUAGCCAAAGCUUAUGACAGCCCGCCGGAGCUCGUCCAUGUGAAGCAUCUUGAUAACCAUUUGGAAGAGAUUGGCUUUGAGGAGAACACCUUCAGAGUGGACCGAUGUGCGAUCGCACCGGAAAGCUUCGUCAUUCUCGAUCCGCUUCGAGAUGUGCAUUCUGAUGCAUGCAAUAAGAUCGACGAAUUCAUCGACAGCUUGCUUAUCCCCAUCUACCCAUAUGAAAUGAACCGCCCAGACAUGAACCGCCCCGACCUCGUGGUUAUUCCUUUCAAGGAAGGGGUUAACGCAUUCGAGACUAGCGAGGGGGUGACAUUAUACCAGGCCGCGCAGAAAGAGCUCAAUAAGUACGGGGUUGAGGUAUUAAUGUAUCAGGAAUACUUCCGGCAGUACCACAAAGACUCCAAGAAAGAGCCUGUGCUAAAGACCUCUAACCGGUUCAAAGAGUUCGAGGUCGAUGUGGGUACGCCCGAAGACAACAACGUGGGAUGCAGCGAUGCAACUGAACCUGCGGAGGAAGUUCGUGA
Messenger RNA from Clonostachys solani, 820 nucleotides. Lineage: Eukaryota; Fungi; Ascomycota; Sordariomycetes; Hypocreales; Bionectriaceae. The record is from the annotation of a GenBank genome assembly.